This is a messenger RNA of Lucilia sericata (common green bottle fly), 2979 nucleotides long. RefSeq lists its product as uncharacterized. Bases 1 to 2979 code for a protein of 992 amino acids. Gene Ontology annotation, biological process: DNA integration. The transcript has a single exon. NCBI's taxonomy places the organism in Eukaryota, Metazoa, Arthropoda, Insecta, Diptera, Calliphoridae. Gene Ontology annotation, molecular function: nucleic acid binding. The record is from RefSeq and is a predicted model, not a curated record.
AUGGAUGAUUUGUUAACUGGAGCUGACACGCUACAAGAGUGUAAGAAGCACUUGGAAAAAUUUGGUUUCCACUUAAGAAAAUGGAUAUCCAAUAAAUAUGAUAUUGUGAGAUCUGACUCAACAGCAGAAAACAAUGAAGUACUAGAUAUUCAAGAAGAUGAAUGUCUAAAAACGUUGGGAUUGCAAUGGAACCCUACGACGGACAAUUUCACCUUUAGAAUGCAGCCCGAAGAGGACACUAAAAUUACAAAACGCAUUGCCUUAUCACGCCUGGCUAGAAUAUUCGAUCCAUUAGGAUGGCUAACACCAAUUACUGUGACAGCAAAAUUGUUUAUACAACAACUCUGGAGACUACAAUCCAACUGGGAUGAACCAUUGGAUGAAAAUCUUAGUAAAGAGUGGAACACAUUUUCUCAGAGCUUACCAGCAAUAACAGAAAUAAAAAUAAAGCGAUGGAUUCCACAAGCAAAUCAAUCAUCAAUUCAGUUACAUGGGCUUGCAGACGCCUCGGAGAAAGCUUACGCAGCAGUGGUUUAUGCGAAAACUAGCUCAUCAAUAACUAUAGUAGCUGCAAAAAGCAAGGUUAAUCCUAUCAAGAACAGGAAGACUCUUCCUAAACUUGAACUGUGUGCAGCUCAUCUUUUGGCUAAACUAUUAAAUAAAGUUAAACGCAACUUUAAUUCGGAUGCGGAUAUCUAUGCUUGGAGUGAUUCCAUGAUAACGUUAUCGUGGAUAAAAAAAUCAGCGAAUAAGGAGAAAUUUAUAAGAACCAGGGUUUCGGAAAUAAAUCAACUGAUGCCAAAUGUGAAAUGGGGUUAUGUAAAGUCAAAGGAGAAUCCAGCUGACAUCGGGUCACGAGGCAUUAAUCCCGAAAAAUUGGAAAGGUGUUCCCUCUGGUGGUUGGGUCCAGAGUGGCUCCAAACUGAAGGAAAAAAUUGGCCAUCAGAUGAACCAGAAAUAAAGGUGGUUACAGCAAUAAAGAUAUCACAGCCGUCUUAUCUUCAUGAGGUUACUAGCCGAUUUUCAUCUUAUCGCAAAAUGAAGCGUGUGUUUGCUUACGUGCUUAGAUUCAUCAGGAAAAUAAAGGGCGACAACAACUUUCCUACUUUUUUGACAACGAAAGAGUUAGAUGAAGCAGAAAUACUGAUAGUAAAGCUUCAUCAAAUGGUAUACCUACCAAACGAGCUGAUUGAAUUAAAAAACAAGCGUCCAAUAGAUCAUCGCAGUAAAAUAGCUGCUCUUAAUCCUCAGUUAGAUGAACAUAGUGCUAUUAGAGUGGGAGGUCGUUUGGAAUUUUCUGAUAUAAACUACAACAUGAAACAUCCAAUAAUUAUUCAGAAGUCUCAAUUAGCAGAUUUAAUUGUACGUGACACACAUUAUAUAACACUUCAUGGAGGCAACCGUCUUAUGGAAAACAUAAUCAGAAGGAAUUAUUGGAUAAUUGAUCUAAAAAAUAGAAUAAAGAAAUGCAUUCAUACCUGCGUUAAAUGCAUUAGAUUCAAACAAGAACAACGACACCAAUUAAUGGGUUUACUUCCUGCAUACAGGGUAAACAUUUCACAGCCUUUUGCACAUUGUGGAAUAGACUAUGCAGGGCCCAUCCAAAUAAAGUGCUCUAAUGGAAGAGGUCAAAAAUCUUUCAAAGGUUAUGUAGCCGUAUUUGUAUGUAUGGCAACAAAGGCAGUUCAUCUCGAAGCAGUUAGCAAUUUAACUACAGAAGCCUUUCUUGCGGCUUUAAAGAGAUUUUUUGACAGAAGAGGUAAAAGCAAUCACAUUUAUUCGGACAAUGGUACGAAUUUCAUAGGCGCAGCUCGACAAACUGAUAAGGAAUUUGUAGCAGCUCUUAAGAAUAAUUCCACAGUUGCACCUUUAUUGGAAGAAGAUAAAAUUCAGUGGCAUUUUAUCCCCCCGGCAAGUCCUCACUUUGGAGGAAUAUGGGAAGCUGCGGUCAAAUCUAUGAAAUAUCAUAUGAAGAGAAUCAUAGGCGAGCAUCGAUUAACUUUCGAAGAAAUGACCACUUUAUUGACACAAAUUGAAGCAGUUUUAAACUCAAGGCCAUUACAUCAGCUUGAUAGUUGUCCAGACAGCAUUGAGACAUUAACACCAGGACAUUUUCUAAUUGGCCGUCCUAUGAUGGAGUAUCCAGAAAAGAAUGACGACUUUAAAGUUAGCUGUUUGGAUAGAUGGAAGCUUCUACAAAAGCUUAAAAAUCAUUUUUGGAAGAAAUGGAAGAUAGAUUAUUUGUCUUCCUUGCAACAAAGAUCCAAGUGGAAAAAGUCGUAUGACAACCUAGAAAAAGGUCAGGUUGUUAUCAUUAAGAACGAGGAAACAUAUCCAGCACGAUGGCCAUUGGGGAAAGUUAUAGAUAUUCAUCCAGGAAAGGAUGAUAUUGUGAGAGUUGUUACUUUAAAAACCAAGAACGGAAUAUUAAAGAGGCCGAUACAUAAACUAUGCCCAUUAGAACAUCGGAAAAUAUGCGAAGAGUCUCUCCAAGAAACCAGCCCAGAAACAACAGCACUAACAAUGAAUGUUCGUGAAAUAAAGCCCAAUACGGCAAUAUACUUGGAUACUAUUAACCAAAUUAACGUAGUGUCUUCAUCGUGGAAUCUUGUAGUAUAUUACGAAAUGCGACCGUAUUUUGAAGUGUUGAACAGAGCAGUGGAAUUACUAAAUCAAUCCAAAGAAAUAUGCCCUAAACUGGAUACGUUUAAAGAUCAGUGUUGGUCAGUAAUAACGAAUAUGGAAUACCAGGUAAAUAAGCUCGAAACCAAUAAUGGCUUAUUUCUCAAUAACAAAAUACGUAAAAGACGAGAUGCACCCUUGAAGUUUAUAGGAUCUCUACAUCAUGUGUUGUUUGGUUUAAUGGACGAAGAUGAUCGAGAAAGCCUCGAGAAUAACAUGAAAAACCUGCUAGCCAAUCAAGAAGAUCUAAAGGUAUUAUCCAAAAAGCAAACAUCAGUAGUCGAUUCUACCUACUGA